AUGUCGUUGGGCAACCCACCCAAGCGGAACCCGCCCUUAUCGUUCAUGGAGUUGAUGGCUCUGGAGAGAGUCGGCGAUAUUCCUCCAAGCAACAACGUGGAAGCUGAGAAAGUGGAACAUUUCCAAUCCAUCGCCCCGCCGUAUGCCCCCGGCAUUGCCAAUGUCGCCUUUGGAGGCCAUGUGUAUGCGCAGUCAGCCUACGCAGCGUCUCAGACGGUCAGCAAGGGUUUCGUUCUACAUAGUGUGACAGGCUUCUUUCUCCUACCAGGCCAGCUGGAUGUUCCUUUUGUCUACUCAGUCCGCCAUGUUCGCGACGGCGGAAACUACUGCCUACGCGCUGUGGAGGCCAGGCAAGAAGGCAGGGUUUGCUUCUCUUCCCUCUGCUCCUUCAAGCGUCCGGAAGCUCAGCAGCAUAAUUCCAGCCAUCAGCCUCCUUUCUCAGAGCUCGAGAAACGCUAUGAAUCCGUUCUUAAGGGGAAAAGUCCGGAGGAUCAUCCCAUCGCACCGGGGAUCGACUCUCCGUGGUAUAUACAAUAUGUCGAAGCUGGCAAGAUUCAGGAACCAGACUUCCCCGGUGUCGAAGUAAGGAAAGUGGAUAUGGGACAGUACAACCGAACAGAUGAAGUCAAAAAGAAUCCACAUGAGUACCGCCAAUUGCAGUUUUAUCGCUUCAUUGGCUCCCCAGAACAGGAAACCGGGGCUGUUGAUGAGCUCCAGCAAAAAUGCAAAGGCCGCGACGGGGAGUACGACAACCUCUUCGCAUGCGCCCAUCUCUACGCUAGCGAUAAAAAUUCCCUGUUCAUCAUCCCCCGCGCUCUCGGUCAGCCAGACGGCUGGACGCACCUGGCGAGCCUGAGCCUGACGGUGAUAUUCCACCAACAUGGGGACAGUCUGAGGAUGAUCGACUGGGACUCCGGGGAAAGAAAGUGGUUUCUCGAGGAGUUCUGGACCAGCAGAUCGGGGGAAAAUAGAGCUUUACAUGAAACCAGGCUGUGGACUGUGGACGGAAUACUGCUUGCAACUGCAGUUCAGGACGGUCUGGUCAAGCUCAAGGGACCAGGAGACUCGAAGAUUUGA
Rasamsonia emersonii CBS 393.64 is the source of this 1077-nucleotide messenger RNA. Its product is annotated as Acyl-CoA thioesterase. The transcript has 2 exons. The record is from RefSeq and is a predicted model, not a curated record. Gene Ontology annotation, biological process: acyl-CoA metabolic process; fatty acid catabolic process. NCBI's taxonomy places the organism in Eukaryota, Fungi, Ascomycota, Eurotiomycetes, Eurotiales, Trichocomaceae. Gene Ontology annotation, cellular component: peroxisomal matrix. The coding region runs from base 1 to 1077 and encodes 358 amino acids. Gene Ontology annotation, molecular function: fatty acyl-CoA hydrolase activity.